Messenger RNA from Sceloporus undulatus (fence lizard), 2679 nucleotides. RefSeq names its product WD repeat domain 73 (gene WDR73). Bases 440 to 1369 code for a protein of 309 amino acids. Gene Ontology annotation, biological process: cytoplasmic microtubule organization. Gene Ontology annotation, cellular component: spindle pole; cytosol. The transcript is spliced from 6 exons. Lineage: Eukaryota; Metazoa; Chordata; Lepidosauria; Squamata; Phrynosomatidae. Gene Ontology annotation, molecular function: protein binding. The record is from RefSeq and is a predicted model, not a curated record.
CCUCUGGCCUGUUCUCCUUCAAGCAAUGGUCCCUAAACUGUGCUCUUUCAAAGGGCUGUUGGACUUCAUCUCCCAGAAUCCCAGACUAUUGGCCAACGUGGCCGAGGCUUCUGGGAGCUGAAGUCCAAAUCCUCUUAAAAGGGCACCAUUUGGGAACCAGUGCCUUCAAGGAAAGCGCAGGAGAGGAAAGAUGGAGCGGCGGGACGAGGAAGAAGAAGCAGAAGCAGAGGAGGAAGCGUGGCUCCUGGACUCCCUCCGGCUGUAAGCGAAGGGCUUCCCGGGCCUUUGUCUGUAGGAACCGCCUUUGCUUUUCAGGCCAUUGCAGAAACCAAAGCCUAGGCAAGCCCCGCCGCCUCCUUUUUUACUUUCUUUCCUUGGACUACAACUCCCAGAAUCCCCCAGCCAUCUUUCUAGGAACUAGGUGUCUGUGUAGCUGGCUAUGAAACUGGGAAGAGGAAUGAAGUUCUCCAGCUUGUCCUACCUCAGAGGCUGUACGCAAAGGAGAACCAGCUUGCUGGUGACAAGUGGACCCCCGGACAGUGGCUUGCAGAUUUGGCGCAUGGAACCGGAUGGGACAGACAUUAUUAAACUCUUGGGCACCAUCCCUACCCUCCCAGGGGGUGAUGAAGGCUGGGCAAGAAUUGCCACCACUGUCUCCAAACCCUCCCGGGUCCUUCACGGGCUGAGAAUUGGCAACCUCCAGGUGACAGACAUUGAAUCCAAGCAGACUCUCUUCAUGGCAGCUUCCCCAAGCAAUGAAGAGGUCUCCACUGUAGAUUUCCUGGAUGAAGUCACCGCCUUGGCUUGCAGCAUGAAGGGGCAGCUCUUCCUUGCAGACACCAGACAACCACCACAUCUCCUGGGCGCAGCUGGGGAUGUGCCAGUCCCAUUGGCAUCAGGAGGGCUGAGAUGGUGUGCAGGGGUCAGGCAAAACCCACUGGACUGUUCUGCUAUAGAUGAGCCACUAAUAGCCCAGCUUUCAUCUGGAGGCCAUGUGGUGCUGAGAGACCUCAGGAACACAACCAGCCCUCUGGCUGUGGUCCAGUGCUGUGUACCGACUCCUGGUCUCCAUGAAGUAGAGUUCCUGUCUAUCUCCUUUGCUCCUCUUCUCAGAGGCUGCCUUUCUCUAUCAGGCUUUGAUGGGACCAUCCACAUCUACGAUACGCACAACUGGGAUCCCUCGGCGCAGGAAGCCAAGCCGCUGUUCCUUCACAAAGGGCACGUCUUCAGUGGCGCAAGUGCUGCAGGGCACCCUCCUUUAGUGACUACCCACGCCUGGCACCCCUCCAAGCCCCAGACACUGUUAUCAGCAGCAAGUGAUGGGUCAUUGCAUGUGUGGGACUGGGCUGACCCCCGUGGGGUGAGCUAGCAACCUUGGUUCUCCCCCUUUGGAGAUCCAAUUGCAAGUUUUUUUCCUAGUUGCAAACCCACUCAGGAAAGAUAACUGUGUGCAUGAUACACGAUAGGGCUGAAACAUAUCCAUUUCAAACCGUUUCCAAAUGAGUUCUUUUGCAAGAGCAGUGAGCACAAAGCGUGCUGUUUUUUUGGUUGUGUUCUUGGUUGUUAUUGCCCCAAAUCCUAGAUUUGGGCUGCAUCUGCACUGCAGCAUUGUUAUAUUUCAUUAUAUACACAGAAUAAAUGUUAUUAUAUAUGAGACAUUAUAAAAUUUAUUCUGCAUGUAUUUUAUUAUAUAUGUGCAGAAUAAAUGCAGUUUAACAUUGCUUGAACUCCCAUGGCUCAGUGCUAUGGAACUCCAGAGCUUGUACUUUUAUGAGAUAUUUCGCCUUCCCUGUAAGAGAGCUCUGGUGUCAUCACAGACUACGAAUUCCAUAGCAGUUAAAGUGGUGUCAAACUGCAUUAUUUUUGCAGUGCAGAUGCACUCUAAGUUAAAUGAAAGGUGCAUCUCUUCCAACCAAGUUUGAAUUACCAGAAAUCAACUGCUGCUGCUGCUGCUGCAAACAGUGGAGCUCUGUUCUCAUGUCAAUCAGGAUGCAGCAGACUGACAUUUCCACUUCCCUCCUGCCAGCAAUCUCUAGUGCAGUAAAUAGAAGAAGGAUUCCUGUUGCAAUUCUUCCUUGGACUGAAGAUUGUUAUUAAUAGCAGGAGGGAGCUGGAAAUGUCAGACUGCUGCAUCCCAGUUGAUAGAACAUACUUCCAUCACUUGCAGUGGAUGCUGUCAGUACACCAGGAUUGGGGAACUUUUAUGACUGUAGCAAUAGUACCACGAUUGUGAAUACAUAGUGACUAUGAAUACAUACCAGUUAUGGAUGCAUAACUCUAGGUUAUGGAGCCAUAACUGCAAUAGUGAGUUCUAGCCAUUGUUUUGGGAACAUGCGGUCCGUUUUCUGACUCUGCUCCACAGCUGUUCCCAAUGUGAAAUGCCAACACCACAUCAGGAAGCAGAGUGCAAUUCAUUAUACUCUAUAUAUUGAUACAUUGGGUUCCUCCAUAUCCAUGGAGUUGGCAUCCAGAGAUUCCACUGCUCACAGCUUGAAAGUAUUCCAAAAUAAAUAAAUAAAUAAAUAUGUUUUGUCCAGGAAACAAAGCUUGAUUUUGCCAUUUUAUGUAAACGAUGCACAUUUUUGGGCCAAGGUGGUGGAGUGGCUCAGCUAUAGAAACCCACUGGGUGAGUCACAGACUCUCAGCCUCACAAAAACCUCAUGAUAAGUUUGACUUAGG